GGUUUCAUCACUGCGUAGUUGGCAAGAGCAUUAGAACGCGAAACACGUUUUUUGUUGGAAGCGGACUGCUGAUGAAAUUGGUCAAAUCGAAAAACACAAAAUUAACUUGAACAUAACAAUUGAAGGCCAUUGGUGCUCGUUUGGCAAAUAAAUGGACAUGGAUCGUACAUAUGCAAGAAUAUUUAGCAUAUGGUUAUUAUAACAAUUUAUUGCGUCGCUAGAUCUGAAUUGAUAAAGAUUGCAAUUUGAUGGCCUAAAUUGGUGCAUUACGUAAUCUUCGUGGUGUUUGUAUUUCUAUAAGUUACGCACGCACGAAUCGACGCUUGCGUUAGAAAGAGACGACAGUAGUGCAUUUUCUAUUUGGCGUUGCCAUAUAGUUUUUUAAAAAAAAAAGUCAAGUAUGCCGCGCAUAGUGCCCUUACAGUUAUUGAAGUGCCUGCGGGUGCUUUUAGAUACCAAUGGAGGUAUACUAAGUGCGACAGAAGUAAAACGGAUAGCUGGGUUGAUGACGAAAUAUUCAAAAAAGCUGGUAUCAAAAUGCGUUUACGUGCAGAUCUUAAAGUCGACCAAAACGGAACUACUGGGAGACUUUAUGACGGUUGGCGGAUGGGGUCUGGUCUGCACCUGGCUAAGCGAUGCGAUACGAACAAUGAACUGGCCACUCGUACAAGAGAUACUUGAAUUGUUGCUACUUUCCCCUGUUGAUGUAAAUAGAUUAAAAAUAAACUCGGCGCCCAUUUUGGUCAAAGGGCUGUGCAAAGAUGGGGGCAAUGAAGGCGUACGGAUACUGGCGAAACGGUUGGUUGAGCAGUGGUUAAAGAUUGUUACGGAGAAUCCCAGCGGCACAACAACUGCCACCAGUUCGCCCGCGGGUGCAGUCGAGUCACAGCAGACGACAGCGUUAGUAGCCAGGGAUACAUCGGGAUCGGAUCUGAAGGACACGAAUAUGGAGCACAGCUCGUCGGACAGCACGGACAGCAGCGGCGGUGGUGCGACCGUCAGGCAAAACUACACGAUUACCUCCUCAGCUGAGCGCAAGCGCAAUAUAGUUAUUACAAUCAAAACUGUUGACAAAUCUGCCUCUACGUUAACAACGGCAGAUAGUGUAUAUAACGAUGACGAUAGUUCCUUACCAGCAUCUGAGGCUGGCUCUGAGUCCAAAGGGACCGAGUCGAAUGCCCAUUUAGACAGUUCAGAGAAAUCGAAUUUAGAUGAUAGUAGUACAACGGCAGAUUCAAAGCUUGAUGACGAUUCUGAUAAGAAGCAUAAGAGUGCGCGGGACAAGAGUAGAAGUAGAUCGGAGAAAGACCGUGACAAGGAUAAAAAAUCGUCCAGCAGUCACAGGUCAUCUUCGUCUAGCCAUAAGUCCUCUUCGUCUUCUUCCAAAAGCUCCUCGAAGGGUUCGUCAUCUUCGUCCCAUCGCAGCUCCAGCGAUAAACAUCGUGACAGAGACAAGGCACGAUCAAGUUCCAGUUCGAGCUCAAGCAAAGAUAAGGAUCGAAAGGAGGGUUCUAGCUCAUCCUCGACGGCGACAUCUUCAUCUAACAAGCACAAAUCCUCAAAAUCAUCGUCGUCAUCGUCAUCCUCCUCUUCGUCGAACUCUAGCACGUCCAAAGAUCGUAAUCGCGAUAAGGACAAAGAGAAGUCGUCGUCUUCGACGGCCUCCAAGAAGGAGAAUGAAAAAGACAACAAACUAAUGCCACCGCCCGCAUCUUCCGAAAAGAAAACUAAAGAUGGCGAUUCUGAUGUACAAAAAGCCAAAUCGAUAUCCAUACCCAAUAGAAAGGCUUCGAUAUCGAUAGAAAUACGCCGUGAUAACGAAAAGACGGCCACAGUCAAGACGUAUCAAUCCAAAUUUCGUUCCCAUGGCCUCACCGAGGAGGCGCCACCCCCACCCUCGCGCAAAGGCCUUAAGAAGCCCACAUCUUCGACGACGCCAACAAUACCACCAACGAUUCUGCCCUCAGCGACGGCACUGAAGCGUCCAUCGCCACCGCCCCGGGAUACGCCCGCUGAGAAGAAGCCCAAAAUCGAUAUGAAUCAUGUGAUUGGACAUGUGGACCGGCCAGGAUCGGUUAAGCUGAUAGCGCCCAAAAAAAUUUCAACUUUGGUGGAGACAAAUCUAUUCUCGGAUGCUUUGGCGGCUUCCAUAGAGCCAAAGAAGGUUGUUAAGCGCAAGCGGCUGAAUGCGGCCGCAUCUCCAACGGAAAAGGAUGCGCCGCUGGCGCCGCUCAAAUUCUAUCAGGAUACACUGGACGAAUCGAAGAGUGAGGACAAGUCCGAUGAUAGCACCAAGGAGAAUGAUGACAGCCGAACGGGCUCUCCGGGCAAGGACACAGAUGGUGACGAUGAUGAUAUACCAUUGAAGAAGGUCAAGGAGGACAUUGAACAGAAGGUGCAAAAGGAGAAGUCGGCGGUGGAGAGCGCCGGCGCCGCUGGUGAUGCCAGUCCGGACGAUGCGGACGAUACGCCCGAGGAGCCCAAAAAGCCUGGACCCGGCUGCGGUCCGAAUGGACCACCCGGCGUGCUAAUGCUGCACCGACGACGUGGACCCAAAAAGAAGCUCACCUGGCAGCCGGAAGAGAAACUAACGCAGAUACGCUACUUUGAGGUGGACCGCUCGGAGCGUGUGAACGUGACGAAGCAGAGCUUCCUCGAAAUGAAGAACAUGGAGCGUUACAGUGAACGCGAUGCGCUGAAUAUUGCGCGUCGUGGCUUCGAUGAUAUUAUGGAGCCGCAAAUGGAGUGGCGUCCACUGAUCGAGGUGGCCAAUGUGCCUGAUCAUCCCAAUGGCAAUCUAUCGAAGCAGCGUGUUGUGCAGGCGGAACGUGAGGCGACCACGUUGCGUGCGCUCUACUUCUCGCCGGACAUGAUACCCGACAGUGCUGCCGAGGCGGAACUGGAACCGCAUUUCUCGCACGACAUUCCCAUUAUACCCAUCGAUGAUUUGACGGGCAAUCCGGACGCGGUCAAUGACUACAGCUCACUGCCCUGGCCGGAGCCGAAGGGUUACAGUGCUGCCAGCAACGAGCUGGGCUACAAUGAUAACAGCAUGAACAAUAUUAUUCCCGGCAUGAAUCCCAAUCUGUUGCCGCAGAAUAAUCCCUUCCAGCCGUUUGGCACCAAUUACAUGCCCAACGCGGGUAACAUGCCACCGAAUCCAAAUCCACAGAUGCCACUGAAUAUGCCACAACCGGGACCGCCGCCAAUUUGGCAGAAUCCAAUGGUGGCGGGCAGUCCAAUGAUGAAUCCCAUGAAUGGACCACCGGCCGGCAUGGAGAUGAACAAUCCGCCUGGUAUGCCACCCAAUUUUAUGGGCAAUCAGUUUGGCAGUCCAGGUGGUCCGUUUGGUGCGCCGCCCGGUUUCAAUAAUAUGAACUUUCCGCCAAUGAUGAUGAAUGGACCCGGUCCGGGGCCGGGACCAGUGGGACCGGGACCCAACGGUCCCAUGAUGAACGGACCCGGACCCAUGCCCAAUGGCAUGGGGCCCAUGACAAACGGCGGCGGGCCACGAAACAACAAUCGCAAGAAUAACGGAGGUGGAGGUGGCGGCAACUGGCGUAGCGGUGGCAACAAUUUUCAGGACAAUUCCGGCGGCAAUUGGCGGUCAGCGGGCUCUGGCUCCAAUCGUGGCGGGGGCGGUGGCAAUAACAACAACAACACAGGCAUUUGCAAACAAUUCAUGCGCGGACACUGUCACAUGGGCAAGUCGUGCAAGUACGUGCAUCCGCAAAAGAAGAGAAUGUAGGACUCAUCCGAAUCUUCCGAGGAAGAUUCGAAAGUAUAGAUCUCACAGAGCCUCACAGCUUUGCACACAAAAACCAUACCCAUGUAUAUUCAAAUCUCUGCGAUAUGGUUUGUGAUCCCGGCAACAAAAAUUAAAACGGAUCACGGACCACACGCUGCCCCCCAGCCAAUGAAGACUGCAGCCUGGGUCGCCACGGAGGAGCACUGCCUCGCCGGCGCCCAACAUUAGUUUUAUACUGUACAUACACACUUAUAUAUAUAAAUAUAUAUACAUAUACAUAUAUGUAUACUAUGUUAUCUAUACAAUAUCUAUCAUACAUAUAUUUAGUGUAAUGUAAAAAGUAGAAGAAACUCAUUUCGAAUUUCGUACAUUUCAAUUUUAAUUUUUAUUUGUAAUUUGUAUUCGUAAGCUAGCUUGUUAACAAUAAAGACCAAGUCAUAUGAAAUUUAAUACACA
This is a messenger RNA of Drosophila virilis, 4204 nucleotides long. It is a transcript of the gene PNUTS, whose product is annotated as Phosphatase 1 nuclear targeting subunit. Gene Ontology annotation, cellular component: chromatin; PTW/PP1 phosphatase complex. Gene Ontology annotation, molecular function: protein phosphatase 1 binding; metal ion binding. NCBI's taxonomy places the organism in Eukaryota, Metazoa, Arthropoda, Insecta, Diptera, Drosophilidae. The record is from RefSeq and is a predicted model, not a curated record.